This is a messenger RNA of Propithecus coquereli (Coquerel's sifaka), 1356 nucleotides long. RefSeq names its product tubulin polyglutamylase complex subunit 2 (gene TPGS2). Gene Ontology annotation, biological process: protein polyglutamylation. The record is from RefSeq and is a predicted model, not a curated record. Bases 36 to 872 code for a protein of 278 amino acids. The transcript is spliced from 7 exons. NCBI's taxonomy places the organism in Eukaryota, Metazoa, Chordata, Mammalia, Primates, Indriidae.
CUUUCCCGGCCGCGCGCGGAGCGGGGACGCGAGCCAUGGAGAAGACGUCGCCCCCGUUGCUGGGCUGCAACAAGCCGCACCUGGAGAAGCUGACCCUGGGCAUCACCCGCAUCCUAGAAUCUUCCCCAGGUGUGACAGAGGUGACCAUCUUAGAAAAGGCGCCUGCUGAACGUCAUAUGAUUUCUUCAUGGGAACAAAAGAAUAACUGUAUGAUGCCUGAGGAUCUGAAGAACUUUUACCUGAUGACCAAUGGCUUCCACAUGACAUGGAGUGUGAAGCUGGAUGAGCACACCAUUCCACUGGGCAACAUGGCAAUUAACAGCAUCUCAAAACUGACUCAACUCAACCAGUCUUCCAUGUAUUCACUUCCUAAUGCACCAACUCUGGCAGACCUGGAGGACGAUACACAUGAAGCCAGUGAGGACCAGCCAGAGAAGCCUCACUUCGACUCUCGCAGUGUGAUAUUUGAGCUGGAUUCGUGCAGUGGGAAUGGGAAGGUUUGUCUUGUCUACAAAAGUGGAAAACCAGGGGAUGAGGAGAUGAAGCCAGAAGGCCAGUGGCUCCUUCUCACUCAGAGCUUUGAAAGCCAAGUAAAGGAGUUUGGACAUAAUGUGGAAGACAGUGAAGAAUCAGUCAAGCAAUGGUUCAGCAUGUAUAAACCCGUCACCUACAACACAAACCUGCUCACAGAAGAGACUGACUCCUUUGUGAACAAGCUGGAUCCCAGCAAAGUGUUUAAGAGCAAGAACAAGAUCUUAAUCCCAAAAAAGAAAGGGCCUGUGCAGCCUGCAGGUGGCCAGAAAGGGCCCUCAGGUCCCCCUGCUCCCUCCACUUCUAAAUCAUCUGUCUCUGGAAACCCUGUCCGGAAAUGAACACCUCCAGCUUUUCACCAGCUCCACAGUGGCAGUUCCCAUGCACAGAUGGCCCUAACCUCAGAUUCUGUGUAUGGAACCAUGGGCUUCUUCCCAUCUCGGUGGCCAAAAUCCUAGGCCUUUGCUCCCACUGACAUUAUCCAGGAGUUGGAAGGGCAUACUGAGGUCUCCCCAAGAGUUCCUCCCACAACUAGGUGGUACUGUCCUGUCUCCAGAAGCAAUAGAGAGUUUUGGAUCUUGUUUAAGUGCCCAGAUAGAUCUUAGAACUUUCCUCUGUUUCUGUACCCAACCCUCGAUCCCUUAACAUGAUUAGAUAAGUCCUCCCCACCAAAGAAACCACUGGUUUUGACCCAUGAGGCAUUAGAACUUUGCUGUUCAACUGGAAGCCACUAGUUGCAUGUGGCUAUUUAAAUUAUAUGAAAAUUCAUUUCCUCAAUUGCAUUAGCUACAUUUCAAGUAUUCAUGUUGUUAGUAGAUUCCGUAU